Molecule: messenger RNA, 1521 nt
Organism: Octopus bimaculoides (California two-spot octopus)
Lineage: Eukaryota; Metazoa; Mollusca; Cephalopoda; Octopoda; Octopodidae
Product: thyrotropin-releasing hormone receptor
Biological process (GO): G protein-coupled receptor signaling pathway
Cellular component (GO): membrane
Molecular function (GO): G protein-coupled receptor activity
Source: RefSeq, a predicted model, not a curated record
CAUGGACGGAAAUUAUUCUUUGAUACGUAGUUUCACACUUAAUAACAUUUCUGAUAUGAUAGCUAUCUUUGACCAGCUGCAACCAAAAGAAAGAGAACUUUUACGACGACUCAGUAAAAACAAAGACCUAUCAGAUUUCCUCAAAGAUACAAAGACUUUAUAUUUCUUCCCGGAAUACCGCCUUCACAAGAUUUUAUUGCUCUAUGUAUCUCCGUUAUUACUCGUUCUCGGAACAUUUGGUAAUAUCUUCUCUGUCUUUGUAAUGAGACAAAGAUCGAUAAUAAGAAUGACAGCUUACGUGUAUCUAAUCAACCUAGCUAUUGCUGAUUCAGUUGUACUCUAUAUUGGCUUGCUUAGACUUUGGAUAAGCGAACUAACUGGAAUGGAUAUACGAAAUCAAACGUCCUGGCUUUGCAAGCUUGUUGUUUUCUGUGGUUACGUCUCCAGUGAUUUCUCCGUCUGGUUAAUUAUUGCAGUAACCAUUGAGCGUUAUAUUGUUGUCUGUCAUCCUCGCAAAGUAAACAACUUUUGCACUGUACAGAGAGCAAAGUGGGUUGUCUGUGGCUUGUUGCUCUUGUUCGUUGCAAUCAACAUUCACUUCUUUUGGACUAUCUCACUAAACGAAAGAAAUGUCGACAAUAAAAUCAGCUAUUACUGUAGUAGUCGAAAAGAUUUUGAUUAUUUAGUGACGGUGUUGUGGCCGUGGGUCGAUGCGUUCCUUUAUUGUUUUGUCCCGUUUGGCACCAUCUUGUCGCUUAACACAUUGAUCAUCCGUCGGAUUGUGGCUCUCAGCCGUGGAACAAUAAAGAUGCAAAGUGCACAAAGUAAUUUGUUACAAGUCCGACGUUGUCAUACCGACAGUAACCGGAAACUAACUCUAAUGCUGCUAACUCUCUCCUUCAUGUUACUGUUGACAACACUUCCACUGGCAGUAAGCUUAAUUCUAGCUCAUUUCUGGAACUUCAGCAUGUCACGAGAUUUGGCUUGGGCAGCGAAAUACCAGCUGACCAAGACGAUAGCUGAAUUAAUGAUGUAUCUCAACCAUUCCAUGAAUUUUAUAUUGUAUUGCACAAUGGGACGUAAAUUUCGUCAACAAGUCGUGCGGAUGUUCUGUAAUAAAAACAACAUGACAAAAGGUUUAUCAGAUCACACACAUCACAUAUACUGCUCCAGAAACUGUUCUCCACAGAUAAACACUUCACAACAAUGUCCCGACACAGAAAUAUAAUGCCCGACAGACAGUUAGUCGUGAAUCUCUUCAAACUCUUCUGAUACAUGUGUAUGCAUGUUUCUGUAUGCGUAUAUAAGCCAUCACAUAGCCAAGAUAUGAUAUAUAUAUAUACACACACACACACAAGCAUGUACAUACAUAUAUACACGCAUAUAUAUACAUAUUCAUAUAUGUAUACAUACAAUACACACACAUAUGUACAUACAUACACACAUACAUACACGCAUACAUACAUUUAUGUAUACAUACAUACAUACAUACAUACAUACAUACAUGCACGCAUACAUACA